GUUCCAGCCAACCAGACUGGAGCCGCUGCGAAGGCUACAUCUUGGCAGUCGGAAGCGAUUGGCUCCUCUCUGGGGAGUGGAGGGUGUUCAGUUAUUAAUGACCGCUGAGCAGGCAGCACCAUGUCAGUGUGACAACUGAUCGGGUGAACGAUGCACCGCUAACCACCAUGGAAACAAGGAGCAAUCAAGCCAACUCCCAGCACCUCCCUGCCCGGGAUUGAGAGCCUCAGCUGCCUACCGAGAGAAAGAGUUCCAGGGCAAAGAGGGAAUCCUAGCUGCAGCCUCCUGCCUUCCUUUCUAUUCAGAAUACGGAGAUAAGACUGCCUGCAUGUGUGCAUAUCCGUAGUGCAUAUUUGUGCCUACUUUACCGCACACACAUAUGCACGAUUCACACCCGGGGGAGAAGACAAGCGAGUGAUUAUCUCAACCAAGGGACGGAGGAAUUCUGCACGCAGGGACAGCAGAGGUGGUCUAGCUCUGAAACUGCUUUAGCAAGCAUAAUGCUGCUGUUCCUGCAAUACUGAAGAAGCAUGGGAUCUGAAUAGCACAAUCCUAAAUAAAUGAAUUGCUCAAUCUCCUGUGAUCAUCUAUACAUACACCAUCCUCAAAAAGGACAUCAGUAUUCUACCAUUAAAGAAACAGUGACCUUCUAUUAUCCAAUAUGCAUGACACUUUUGGCCAAUGCAAUUGUGGCGCUCACACUUAUAUCCACGAAGAAAAACUCCGCAGUUCUUUGGCAUUCAUCAUUUGACAAAUGCAAGUAUUUUCUGUAUCAUUCAGCUCUUACUGAACUUACUAGCAGUGACUGUGGAAUCCUUAAGGGCCUGUUAAAUUUCUGAAGAAGAAAGCUAAGAUGAAGGACAUGCCACUCCAAAUUCAUGUGCUACUUGGCCUAGCUAUCACUACACUAGUACAAGCUGUAGAUAAAAAGGUGGACUGCCCACAAUUAUGUACAUGUGAAAUCAGGCCUUGGUUUACACCCAGAUCCGUGUAUAUGGAAGCAUCUACAGUGGAUUGUAAUGAUUUAGGUCUUUUAAAUUUCCCAGCCAGAUUGCCUGCUGACACACAGAUUCUGCUCCUACAGACUAACAAUAUUGCAAAAAUUGAGUAUUCCACAGACUUUCCAGUCAACCUUACUGGCCUGGAUUUAUCUCAAAACAAUUUAUCUUCUGUCACCAAUAUUAAUGUAAAAAAGAUGUCUCAGCUUCUUUCUGUGUACCUGGAGGAAAACAAGCUUACUGAACUACCUGAAAAAUGUCUGUCUGGUCUGAGAAGCUUACAAGAACUCUAUAUUAAUCACAACUUGCUGUCUACAAUUUCACCUGGAGCCUUUAUUGGCCUACACAAUCUUCUUCGACUUCAUCUCAAUUCAAAUAGACUACAGAUGAUCAACAGUAAGUGGUUUGAUGCUCUUCCGAAUCUAGAGAUUCUGAUGAUUGGGGAAAAUCCAAUCAUUCAAAUUAAAGACAUGAAUUUUAAGCCUCUCAUCAAUCUUCGAAGUCUGGUUAUAGCCGGUAUAAACAUCACAGAAAUUCCAGAUAAUGCCUUGGUGGGACUUGAAAACUUAGAAAGCAUCUCUUUUUAUGACAACAGGCUUAUUAAAGUGCCCCAUGUUGCUCUUCAAAAAGUUGUAAACCUCAAAUUUUUAGAUCUAAAUAAAAAUCCUAUAAAUAGAAUACAAAGGGGUGAUUUCAGCAAUAUGCUGCACUUAAAAGAGUUGGGAAUAAAUAAUAUGCCCGAGCUGAUUUCCAUCGACAGUCUUGCUGUGGAUAACUUGCCAGACUUAAGAAAAAUAGAAGCUACUAACAACCCCAGAUUGUCUUACAUUCACCCUAAUGCAUUUUUCAGACUCCCCAAGCUUGAAUCACUCAUGCUGAAUAGCAAUGCCCUUAGCGCCCUCUACCACGGUACCAUUGAGUCUCUGCCAAACCUCAAGGAAAUCAGCAUACACAGCAACCCCAUCAGGUGUGACUGUGUCAUACGUUGGAUUAAUAUGAACAAAACCAACAUUCGAUUUAUGGAGCCAGACUCAUUAUUUUGCGUGGACCCACCUGAGUUCCAAGGCCAGAAUGUCCGGCAAGUGCAUUUCAGAGACAUGAUGGAGAUUUGCCUCCCUCUUAUAGCUCCCGAGAGUUUUCCUUCUAAUUUGGAUGUAGAACCUGAUAGCUAUGUCUCCCUUCACUGUCGAGCCACUGCGGAGCCACAGCCUGAAAUCUACUGGAUAACGCCUUCUGGUCAGAAGCUCUUGCCUAAUACUCUGACAGAUAAAUUCUAUGUACAUUCUGAAGGCACACUAGAUAUAAAUGGUAUCACCUCAAAAGAAGGGGGCUUAUAUACUUGCAUAGCUACUAACCUAGUUGGAGCUGACUUGAAGUCUGUUAUGAUAAAAGUAGAUGGUUCUUUUGCCCAGGAUAACAAUGGAUCUUUGAAUAUUAAAAUAAGAGAUAUUCGGGCCAAUUCAGUUCUGGUGUCUUGGAAAGCAAGUUCUAAAAUUCUCAAAUCCAGUGUUAAAUGGACUGCCUUUGUCAAGACAGAAAAUUUUCAUGCUGCCCAAAGUGCUCGAAUACCAGCUGAUGUCAAGGUGUAUAAUCUUACUCAUCUGAACCCAUCCACUGAGUAUAAAAUUUGUAUUGACAUUCCCACCAUCUAUCAGAAAAUCAGAACACAAUGUGUAAACAUCACCACAAAAGCUUCGGACCCUGACCAAAAAGAAUCUGAAAAGGGUAAUGCCACAAUAUUUAUGGCCUGCCUUGGAGGCCUUCUGGGGAUUAUUGGUGUGAUAUGUCUUUUCAUCUGCCUCUCUCAAGAAAUGAAUUGUGAUGGUGGACAUAACUAUAUGAGGAAUUACUUACACAAACCAACGCUUGCAUUCAGUGAGCUUUAUCCUCCUCUGAUAAACCUCUGGGAAGCAGGCAAAGAAAAAAGAACAUCCUUGGAAGUGAAAGCAACUGUUAUAGGUGUGCCAACAAAUAUGUCCUAAAACAAACAAACCAACAAACCUAAAAAACUAAACCUACUGCAAAGAAAAACUCAAUAUCGAAGUUGUGCUAAAAAAAAUAGGAAGGAAAUAUUACUUUCUAUAAAGAAGGCUAAGCUUCACCAAUGCUGCUCCUGACCAAUGGAAAUAUGUACAAGUUCAGCAUUUUAAUUAACUGGCUUCAAAGGGUACUGUGGCAACCAAAUAAUUCCAUUUUCUAGAACUUUCAUGUAACUUUUAUGUCUGGACUACAGUUAAAGUGGACAAAAACAUUUCUGUAUUUUUUUUAAGUAUAUAAGAGUAGUUGAACUGAGCAAUACCUCCUCCUGUGUUGUAUUACACAUAUUAGCCACGAGUUUUUGCAGUGACCAGAUAAAAUUAAUUGACACGUGGUGUAAUAAAAAGGACAAAUUCUGUAGAGUAGACACAGUGAGUAUGUGGACCUCUUUUAUAAGGAAAAAUACAUUUUGGAUUAAAAUCAAUUGCUUUUGUCUUGUUUUGUUUAUAAAUAAAGAAUAAUUUCUGGGAAAUGUCAUCUGAUCAGAUAUUCAAAUUACAAGUUUUCAAAGCGUUUUCAAUAACAAAGUUUGAAAUGUUAAGGGUAAUACACUUGUAUUGGGUUAUGUGACUACAUUUUAAUAAUGCAAAAAUGGAACUUAGAAAGCAUUUGAUCAAUAUUUUAAAAAUCAUAGUAUUGUAUUUAAUACUUUAAUUAUUGACUGAGACACAUAUCCCAGGAAAUUAUACAUUCACUUAAAGAUUUUCUUAACAAGCAGCCUUGGAGUGGAUUUAAUUAUUAAGUUCAGAUAAUGUAAAUCCAAUACCUGAGAAAUUGUAAGUCCUAUUUUAAUAAUUAAUAAUGGCACAUCUUCAGGUUGCUGCUUCUGCAGAGAAUAUUACCAAAUUUCAGUAGGACUUUAAAUCUAGGUGUAGUUUUCAAAUCUUUUGGUGAUUUUUAAACACUUACUGAGCCUCAAUAAAAUAAGAAAAUAAUAAUCUGCUAUGAUGCAAACAUAGCAAGGGAACAACACAUUCCAUUUCAAAACUAUGAUUUUAGAAUUUCAUCAUAAAAUAUAUCGAUUAGUAGAAAAAGUUUGUCAAGUUGAAAUUUAUGAAACUCUACUUUUACUUUGUUCAUCCUUGUAUAAAAAUUAUAUAAUUGGGAUCAUUCCAGAGUUUGAGGGGACAGCAAGAGGACAGUUUAACUAAGUAAACACUUUUGAAACUAAUUUAGAAUAAAAGAAAACAAUAUAGUGCAGUCCUUCAAGACUAUAUUUAAGGUGCCUAAAUAAUACAGUUUAAAAAUUCCAAAUCACUGAAAUAAAGUGCCAAGAACUUUACUAGUUGUUUAAAAAUAUUAUAUAGAAAAUGAAAGAACUUCACUUGGGGAAAAAAAACCUAUGAUCAUCGAGAAUUUUAUUCAUUUUUACAAAAAAACCCCAGAGUGUUAAAAAUAAAUGUAUUUUUGUACAAAGGAAAACAUCCUGAAAUAUUAGAAAACUGUGAUAAUAAGCCAUAAUUUUUAAAGGCAAAUUGCUUAUCUCUACAAAACUACAUGGCUUCUAUGUUAAUUGCUGUUGUGUCUGCUAAUAAGUGCUUAACUUUUCUUACAAUAGCUUGCUGCAUAUCAUCAACAUGUCACUGGCCUGUAAGCAUUUCCACUGUAGUCAUAUCAACUUAUUUUUUAAUAUCAGACAUUUCUUUUGUGAUGGCAUUGACAGUUUCUAAUUAAAUUCUAGCUGUUUUUGACAAUGUGGAAGGUAAUUGUUAUGAACUCUUUAAAAUGAAAGGACAAACUGUGUUAAUUUCAACACAACCAAAAUGUGGAACUUGCUAAUUAAUGUUUUUCCCAAACACAAAUUUUACAACCUGAUGAAUCACUAUCACACAGAGACUGACAUUAGAAUUCAUCAGCAAGACAUGCUCAUACAUCAUGAGGAUUUCAGCACCAUUGACAGAGCUUUUUGGAGCUCAGCUAUUUGUCAAAAAUAUAUGGGCUGAAAUACAACCUAUUAGGAUGCAGGCAUUGUUUAGGUCAGCAAGAACUUGAGCAGGUAUCUCCUGUGUUUCUUUUAAACUUAAAAACCAUCACAAACAUAUCAUACAGCUGAGAAUGCAUUUCAAGCUACCUAUUUCCUAUGAAAAUUGUUAUGAAAUAAGCUCUCUGGCUAGACAUCUAGUAGUGAGCAAUGGAGUGAAGUAUUUUUGGUACAGUCAAAUAAAUACAGAACCUCAAAACAAACCAAGAUCCUACUUAUUUGCUUAAAUUUUAAUCUAAAAUAGCCAGGAAGAGAAAAAGACAUUUGAUUGAAUGAUAAUUAGUCUUUCAUAUUCCCUAUGAUACCUCUUAAACCUCAAUUAAAAUUAACUAAGCAAUGAUCACAGUACCCAAAACAAAUAACUUACAGCGUUAUCGCACAUAUGGAUGCACCAGUUGUACCAGAGAAGUUUACCUAUGACAAACAAAAUUCUAAAGUUUAUACCUCUACAAAUGCCAAUUAAUCAGAUUAUCUUGUACAGAGAAAGGUAACUUUCACAAAAAUGAUUUUUCAAGAAUUACAUAUUUCUAGUUUACUCUUCAAAAUAAAAUUCCCAUUUUCUGAAAAGAAAGAAGUCCAACUGAAUAUAAAAAUACAAUCAUGCAUUGCAUAAGUAAGUUUCAAUCAACAACAGGUUGCAUGUACAAAGCUAUUCUCACAAGACUGCAAUGCAGCUGAAAAAUUCCUCUCACCUAGUGAUGUCCUAGCUAUCUUCACAUCAUAGCACAGCACAUUAUUUACAUGGUGACCCUGAUGUAAACAAACCUACUGUGUUGUCUGUUGUAUAAAGCUAUUGCACAUACAAUUAUAUUUAGAACAUAAUACUUGAUAAAGGUAACAAAUGACUAUGUUAAUGGUUCAUAUAUGUACUAUACUUUUAUUAUUUUGGAAUACAGUCAUACUUAUAAAUAGUUUAUUGUAAAACAAUAUCCAUGUUAUGCUGGCAGUAGCCUCAUAUAGCUCACGUUUACCAUGUCUCUCUCUUGUUUUGUUUUGUUUUUUAUGGAACUGGGAAUCAAACUCAGGACCUUGUGCUUGCCAGGCAGGUGCGGCACCACUGAGCUAAAUCCCAGGCCCCUAUCAUGUCUCUUGAUUGCAUUAGAUGCCACAUCAAGAGGCCUCUACCACCCAGGUUUGCUUAAGUACAUUAUAUGAUGCUCACACAAUGCUGAAAUCAAUUAAUGAUGCAUUUCUCAGAAUGAAACAUUGUUGAGUUAGGCAUGACUACAUAUAAAAACAGUGUGGAGCAAAAUGUGUUACUUGUUAGUAAAUCAAAGCAGCGACAUACUGUCACUUUCCUAGGGGGGAAA
This is a messenger RNA of Heterocephalus glaber (naked mole-rat), 6326 nucleotides long. It is a transcript of the gene Lrrn3, whose product is annotated as leucine rich repeat neuronal 3. Gene Ontology annotation, molecular function: protein binding. Gene Ontology annotation, cellular component: plasma membrane. The record is from RefSeq and is a predicted model, not a curated record. Lineage: Eukaryota; Metazoa; Chordata; Mammalia; Rodentia; Bathyergidae.